GGCACUCAUAAAACACAAAUUUUCAACAUAUCAGUAAGAUAACUUCUGGAUAGACUAUCCGACACUUUAUCAAGCACCGGUGAAACAGGCCCUAAAUGGCAUGUAACGAGUUGAUUUUGGUGUCUGGCUGAAUUUAAAAUUCCCUCUAAUAUUGUGACGCAAACUGGUGUCUAAAGCUCAUUGGCUGAAGUCGGAUACAAUGUGCAAGAGCCCCCCCCCCUCCUGGUUUCUAAGCAGACACCCAACCAGAAACCUGACAUAGGCUACUUGUUGGUGGGGAGCACAGAAGAAAUGUCCUCGUGUUGUAUAGAAGCGAUGCGAAAUAUCCACCCGAAAUGGCAUCCAGGACCGAUUUUAAUUUAUCUCUGAAAUAUGCUUUCAUGGUCAGAUUCAUGGAGUAAGAUGUUUUACACGCGGUUCUCUUGCACCGUGAAUUUACAUCAAAGUCUUCUAUAGUAUUUGCUUCCAUCACAACCUGUUUCUUUCUUUCGGACUCGUUAUACAUGCUCUGUGCAGUAGAAAUUGUUUCAACAUCUUUGAAUUGUUUAGAAGAGGGAAUAUGGAUAGAAUGGAUACCACCCUGAUAAAUCUAAAUAUGUAUUUGUUAAAACUGGAAAGUGCAUUUUUAUUACAUCAAUAUGUUUUUUAUAUAUCCCUAUGAAUCAUUUAGGUUUAUAUUUCACUUUCAUUUUGGUAAUUUAAAUUCUGCAUUAAUAUGACUGUUGAGAAAGAUAUUGCUUCCAUCAAUAUUUAAAAAGAAAGAUUGGCACUAUUACACCAGAUGAACAAAUUGAGAAAACGGGCGAAAAUGGACGACGAAUUGAAAGGUGAAGCAAGUAGUGGUGUUGAUGCUACUGAGGCUAAUGAACUUGGAAGUACUCCUUCCGACUUGUCGACGAAAGUGCGGGAAAGAGAAGACAUCGGGCAUGGAAUUGUUGUUGCUGCACAUUAUAACACAUUGGAAGAGAAGGGUUUGGAAGAACGUAACAAAAGCCGAAUUUUAUACCUGCGCAAUUUCAACAACUGGGUGAAGAGUAUGCUCAUUGCGGAAUAUCUGGAGAAGGUGAAACAGAGCAAAACCCAUGGAGCGGCAAUAAAAGUUUUGGACAUUGGAUGUGGGAAGGGUGGUGAUCUGUUCAAAUGGAAACGUGGCAGUAUUACUCACCUGAUUUGUGCUGAUUUAGCAGAGACCUCUGUUGAACAAUGUAAAAAUAGAUACAAUGAUCUGCGAUCAAGGAGCGAACGAGAGAGAGGAUAUGCUCCAUUAUUUUCUGCAGAAUUUAUCGCUGCGGAUUGUACAAAGGUUCGCCUGAGAGAACGUUACAAAGAUCCAUCUAUUGCCCUAGAUUUAGUAAGCUGCCAGUUUGCAUUUCACUACUGCUUUGAAAGUUACUUGCAGGCGGAAUGUAUGUUAAGAAAUGCAUCUGAAUGUUUACGACCAGGAGGUUUCUUUAUUGGAACGAUACCAGAUGCCAAUGAAAUAAUGAGCAGAUUACAAAAGAACGGAGGGAAAAAAUUUGAAAAUGACAUAUAUAAAAUCGAAUUUUAUGACGAAACAGUGCCACCUCAUCUUUUUGGUGCCAAAUAUAACUUUCAUCUUGAAGGUGUUGUAGACUGCCCCGAAUUUCUGGUUCAUUUCCCAACCCUUGUGAAAUUAGCGGAGAAGUUUGAUCUUCAGUUAGUGUUUAAGGAAAGAUUUCAGGAUUACUUUGCUCGACAGAAGGAAGAAGGAAGGUCAUUGCUUGGGAAGAUGCAAGCAUUGGAGACAUAUCCUCCAUUUUUGAAAGUGCCGCUUUUGGGUCGUGAUCCAGAAGAUUAUGAACAUGUGCAACAGUACCUACAAACUCCUGCAGGCCAUAGGAAAGUAGGCACUCUCUCAAAACCAGAAUGGGAAGCUGCUUCCCUGUACGUGAUAUUUGCAUUUGAAAAGAAGGCAAAACAGAAGUGAUCAUGAUAAUCAAAUGAACUCAUUAGAAUUGUGGGAGGAGAAGAAUUUCAAGAAACAUGAAUCUUAAAUGAUAAUAGUGAUAAAUUAAACUUUUUGAUGAGAUUGUAAAAAGAAUGUGGUAAUAAUGUGACAUGAGUGAGAUGGGUUGUCUACUUAAUGAAGAUCUUGAAUCUUUGAAGUACUGAUAGAUCAGUAUUACAAAGAAAAGAAUGCAAGAUGUAGAUAAUUAUAUCCAUAUUUUUAUAAUUAGUUUCAAGUUAUUUAUUUUGAUUUGAUUUUGUUAUCUUAUCACUGCCAAUUCAUGUGUAUUUUCUGUGAAGUAUAUUUCUGUACAGCCAUUUGCAAAAAAUGAAAAAUUGUCAUAUAUGUUGUUUUUGUCUAUUGAUGUUGAUUGUAACAUAUUCUAUUUCAAUAUUGAAAACACUUCUGAAAUAAUUUGUUUUGAGAAUUAAGGUUUAUAACAGGGUUAGUUUGUAUUUUAUUGUGGUGAUUUUUGCUAAUACAUUGCCAUUAUGAAUAAUUCAGUAAUGUACAUAUAUAUAUUUUUCCUUAUCCUUAUUAUCAGUCUAAAUUGUUAUUCUAUUACUACAAAGCUAGCUAUUUCUGACACAGAAACCUAAAUCUACUCUUCCAUGUUUUUAAUUAGCCUCCUCGGGCUCGGGCUCAAGGGUUGGUACUUAAUGUUUUAAAUUCGAGUUUUUCAGUUUUUUUUUCUUUCUUUCUUUCAAGGCAAGGGCAUAUCUAUUGCAUUGUAAUCCGUUUCUGCAUAAAAUACUUAUUCAAUUCCAAAAAACUACGUAACCUAUAAGUUACAUCGAAUCUCAUGUUUUGAUAUUAAUAAACAUUGUAAGUGGAACGUACUUCCCCAAAAAAUUAUUUCUUAAAAUACACCAAGAAUUAACCAAGACUUACAUUUGUAAAAUAUAAAUAUAUACCCAACUUUCAAAAGUAAUUAUUUUUCUUCAUAAAGUUUUUAAAAAAUCUAAAUCUGUUGAGACAUGGAAAUGCUUUUCAUGACGAACAAAUGAAAUGACAUUUGUGGUAAACAGCGAGACAUCUUUACAUUGUUUGAUAUUUCGGGAAAACAAUUCGCUUGGCUUCUAUGUAGUUUGUCAUCACAUAAAACAGUUAUAUUUUAUUCUUGGAAACAUUCUGCCAAUAUAUUUUGCGGCGGCGAUUGUGUAUUGGACUGUUAUACCCAGGUUCGUGGGUUCAAACCUGAUCGAUGCCAUGGAUUUGAAGGGAGAAAAAAUCCUUCAGAGGGGAAGAAAAGCUAUCUGUUGCAUGUUAAUAGAUUAACUGUAUGUAAAAGAUUCUCAAGCCUAAAUGAAGCCUCUGAGCUAAAUUCUAAAUCGUCUGUUUCAUUGCCUAAGAAAUACUUCUCUUCUUUGUCCCUCCUUUCUCCUUCCUCUGUCCUCCUGAAGAAGCAUAGUGAUAUUUGCGUGGUCAGACAGAAGAGCAGCCCUCGUGACCUGAGUCCCGCCAUGUAAAAUUAGUCAUCAAUUCAAUUCAAAUAUAUUAUUUCCCUCAUUUUCGUCUUCUGACUCUGGAACUGAAUUCAAAUGUGCACGUGCUACUGUUACUCAAAAUUCCAAAAGUUGAGUUUAUCACACAACAAUUUCAUUUCCCACAUAUCUGAGAAAUUUGGACGAAGAACAUAACAUAUCUGUAAGAAGAACUGGUUCUGGAGAAGAUGCCAGAGGAAGAAGUUCAAAAAAUUGUGUUGACUGCCAAAUGCUUUGAUAAUGCAAGGGUUUAUCGUUUUCCGAGAGACCCGAUUUCUUUACUACACUGAGGAAAAGGCAUGAAAGGAUUAGUGCAAGUCCUCAUUGUUAUCGUCUGUGAAGUCGGAUAUAUUGGUCUUAUUGUUGAUGAGAUGUAAAUAUUCACCCAUAAAAUUGUGAUUGACCUGCCUGUUCAAAAUAUCCACAAAAAUUGAGACCCAUUGAUUUCUAGAGGUCAUUACAAACAAAUACCUCAUUUGGCCAAAUAAUGAAAAUAAAAAAAAUAAACUAUGUAUAAUAGUUUAAAUGUUUCCCUAAAAUUAGAUUAACUUGUAAAAUAACAGAAUAAUUAGAAUAUUUACAUAUUUAUUUUUUGAGUAACAGCAUCCUUUCCUUUGUGACUUUGUUACCAAGACAAUGUUACUUGCGUUGUGCUGUGUUAGGUUCUUAAUUAUCUGUCAUGUGUUUUGCCUUCCGUCACCAAGUCCUCAACUGGCCAAAAAUACUUUUUAACUCUUUACCAUUUUUAAACUCUGGAUGUGAAAUACCAUUUGCACACACCUGCUUCAUGUACCGUUUUCAGAUUCAUCUAUGUACAACAGUCGAGGAGAUUAAAUUUGUUCACUAUAUGUUGACACUUGUUAAUAUGUUAACGUAAUGUUUUUCUGUAAUAAAUUGAACAUGAGCUUUUAAAUAUGUGUGUAGAAGCAUUCAGCAGAAAGAAUUGUUUAAGAAUUAAGCGAGUUUAUGAGUAGCUCCCUUGUACAUUAUUGAAUGAAGUGAAAUUAUCAUAAGAUAAUUAUUUUAAUUCCAGAUUACAUCUCGGUACUUUUUAUUAAUACUACUUUGUAGUAGUAUUUGUGUUCCUAAAGUGUCAUACAAGUAUUAAGUCAUAAAGUGGUUUCAGGCUUGUUAGCAGAUUUAUACAACCAGUUUUUAUUCUUUCCAGUGAUCCUUUGAUUCAUUCACUGAAUAUUAUUAUAAUAGGUUAGUUAUAAAAAUGAAAUAUGUCUGCUCGUUUUAGAAAUUUUGAUUUCUAAAAGGUUUGUGUAAUAUCACAGGUUUAUAAUACAAGAAAUAUUUUAAUAUGAGAUGGAGAACUUAGAAUUUAAUUUGAGAUGAAAAAGAAUUUAAAUCUAGUUUUGAGGCAUGUUGUUGAUGUAUUGAGCUUACUUUUUAUGGAUACUAUAUAAAAAGACUCAAAAAGAGUCUAGUGACAGUUGUAGAAAAGUCACAUUUUAUAUUGGUAAAAAAUUUGUUGUCUAUGGGAUUAUGUCAGAUGUAAGAAUGUUUUUGUGCUGCAUUACUACAGUCUUACAUCUCUUAUCACAUUUCUUUUACGUAUAGUUUUUCCUUUUCUCCCCUCUUGCAAUUAUUAAGAGAUCGUCCAUAAAUUACAUAACGCUAAAGAGGGGGAGGGGGGUUGAAGCAGCAUUAUGCUGUGAUUCAUAGAGGGGAGUAUUUGAUUAGUGAUGUGUAUCAUUGAUAUUUUUUGACAUUUGGUGAAAUACUUCCUUUUUUAAGUUUUAUACUAAAAUAUUAUCUGAUUUAGUUGUUAUAAAAAAGUAAUUUAAAGUUAAUAGAAGUUGUAACAAUAAAUGGAAAUAUUUUGUAUUUAUCUGCAGAUUACAAAGAAAAUAUUUAAAACUGAUCUGAAGUAUUUUGUAGAAUACUAUUAAAUUGGCACAGUAGAUUCUCACUCAUCUGCCAUCCAAAAUGGCAGCGUGUCCAUGGUGUGAUAAGAAAUUUUCUUGACAGUGCAUUUUUGAAUACUUAGAGGCAUUUUUUUAAACAUGUUUUUUCUUAAUUGUUUACUUUUACAGUACAAAAUUACUAUUUAUGUUAACAGAAUCCCUCAGAUAUUUGUUGAGUCCUGAAAAGGGUAAAAA
Molecule: messenger RNA, 5561 nt
Organism: Gryllus bimaculatus (two-spotted cricket)
Lineage: Eukaryota; Metazoa; Arthropoda; Insecta; Orthoptera; Gryllidae
Source: the annotation of a GenBank genome assembly